Messenger RNA from Brassica oleracea var. oleracea, 1718 nucleotides. Its product is annotated as deoxyribodipyrimidine photo-lyase. The transcript has 9 exons. Gene Ontology annotation, molecular function: deoxyribodipyrimidine photo-lyase activity. The record is from RefSeq and is a predicted model, not a curated record. Gene Ontology annotation, biological process: photoreactive repair. Lineage: Eukaryota; Viridiplantae; Streptophyta; Magnoliopsida; Brassicales; Brassicaceae. Bases 96 to 1580 code for a protein of 494 amino acids.
GCCAUUCCCUGCGCAAGUUAUCCUCCUCCGCUUGCGACACCUUCCCAUAAACGGCGCACGUUACCGAAACCCGAAAAAAACCCCUCAAUCGUCGUAUGGGGUCGACGACAACGGCGGUUCAACCGGGUCGGAUCCGGAUCCUCAAGAAGCCCUCUUGGCUACUUCCGGAUCAAACGCCGGGUCCCGUAGUUUACUGGAUGUUCAGAGAUCAACGGCUGAGAGACAACUGGGCUCUGAUCCACGCCGUCGAUCUGGCGAACAGGACCAACGCGCCGGUGGCUGUCGUGUUUAAUCUGUUCGAUCAGUUCCUCGCCGCAAAGGCGAGGCAAUUAGGGUUUAUGUUGAAAGGUCUCCGCCAGCUUCACCGUCAAAUCGAAUCUCUUCAGAUUCCGUUUUUUCUGUUACAGGGAGAUGCGAAGGAGACGAUUCCUGAAUUUAUGAAAGAGUGUGGGGCUUCACAUUUGGUGACUGACUUCUCGCCUUUACGGGAGAUAAGAAGCUGUAAAGAGGAGGUUGUGAAGAGAACGAGUGUUUCAUUAGCGAUACACGAAGUUGAUGCACACAAUGUGGUUCCAAUGUGGGCUGCUUCUGGUAAGUUGGAGUACAGUGCUAGAACGAUACGUGGUAAGAUCAACAAACUGUUACCUGAGUACCUCGUUGAGUUUCCUGAGAUUGAGCCGCUGAAGAAGAAGUGGGUAGGGGUGGGGGAGAAGGUGGUUGAUUGGGAUAGCCUCAUCGAUAGAGUUGUAAGGGAGGGUGCGGAAGUUCCUGAAGUUGGAUGGUGUGUGCCUGGAGAGGACGCAGGCAUGGAAGUAUUGAUGGGGAGCCAAGAUGGGUUUCUGACGAAAAGGUUGAGGAACUAUUCAACUGACAGGAAUAAUCCUGUGAAGCCGAAAGCACUCUCUGGUCUCUCUCCUUAUCUGCAUUUUGGACAGAUCUCAGCUCAAAGGUGUGCCUUAGAGGCACGUAAAGUCCGGAGUACUUACCCUCAGGCAGUUGAUACGUUCUUGGAAGAAUUGAUUGUACGAAGAGAACUCUCUGACAAUUUCUGCUACUAUCAACCUCACUAUGAUUCUUUGGAGGGAGCUUGGGAGUGGGCACGCAAGUCAUUGAUGGAUCAUGCUUCAGAUAAGAGAGAACACACUUACUCGUUGGAGCAGUUAGAGAAGGGACAAACAGCAGAUCCUCUAUGGAAUGCUUCACAGUUAGAGAUGGUUUAUCAGGGGAAAAUGCACGGUUUCAUGAGAAUGUAUUGGGCAAAGAAGAUUCUAGAAUGGACUGAAGGACCUGAAGAGGCUCUCUCAAUCUCCAUCUAUCUAAACAACAAGUAUGAGUUAGAUGGUCGUGACCCGAGUGGAUAUGUUGGGUGUAUGUGGUCCAUAUGCGGCGUUCACGAUCAGGGAUGGAAAAAGAGGCCGGUCUUUGGGAAGAUACGGUACAUGAACUACGCGGGUUGCAAACGGAAGUUUGAUGUGGACAGUUACAUCUCUUAUGUUAAGAGUUUGGUGUCAGUAACAAAGAAGAGGAAAGCUGAAGAACAGCUCACCAGAGACUCUAUUGACCAUUCCAAAGCUAAAUAGUACUACUACUUAAGUCUAAACGUCCUUUUGUUGUUGUUGUACAAUCUUGCUCUGUGUUUGACGAGACUGUUAAAUGUUAACCAACUUUUAAAUGUCUGUGGACCUCAAUAUUACUUCUCUAAAACUUACUUUUAUUCA